AUUAAAAUGACACUUCAUAAAAAUGAAGAAGAUAUCACAUUACGAGAAAUGCAUAAAUUAGAAUUUUCCUUUUCCUUUACUAGUAAUCAAGAUAUAUUUUCUUUACCUCGUAAUAAUUAUAUCUUAUUAAAUAAUGAUGUUAAAAAAGCAAGAAUUUAUUAUCAUGAUGUUAUUAUUUUUGAAACAGAUAAUUUAAUUAGUGAAUUUGCUUGA
Messenger RNA from Scutellospora calospora, 213 nucleotides. The record is from the annotation of a GenBank genome assembly. Lineage: Eukaryota; Fungi; Glomeromycota; Glomeromycetes; Diversisporales; Gigasporaceae.